CUCCCCACCCCUCGUAAGAAAAUAAUGCUGGCUGGCGCCCGCACCUCCCAGUCGCUCCCAGUCUGCCGCGAGAAAAGGGCACCCGCUGCGUCUCCGCGCUGGGACCCCCGCCGAGCCGCCCGAGCCUCCACCUCGCCCGGAGAGCCGCUGGGCUCCGCUUAGGCAGCAUCUGCGAGCGCCGCGCCCGAGCACUGCCAGCUCCGGGGAGGCGCCGCCCGCAAGGACACCUCUCUGUCCCGCCUGGUCCGCAACUCCGGCCAUCGUCGAGCUCGACGCGAGCCCAGAGUCCGGACAUCUCUCUGCGCGCAGCGCAGCAGCCGGAGCAGUCCCCUGGCCCCCGCUCGGAGCCAACUCCAUCUCGGACCUGGGACUCUUGAGGCGGAUUCUCAGCUACUUCUCACCUCGGGGCUCCGCCUGUCUCUCCGCUCGCCCUCCCGCUGCCCUCCACCGCUCAGGACGGGGGUGCCAAGAUGCCCCGCUGCAGCUCAGGGCCCCGGGCCGCCCCCGACGUGUGACCCCAGCCUGGUCCCCCUGCUCGGCCGUCCGCCCUCCCCCUGGAGACCCCCGGUUCGACCCCCGGGGGAGGAGGAAGACGACGACGAGGCCGAGGGGGGGAUGUCUGGCUCCAAAAGCGUGAGCCCCCCGGGCUACGCGGCGCAGACGGCAGCGGCGCCAGCGCCCCGGGGAGGCCCGGAGCACCGUUCGGCCUGGGGAGAGGCCGAUUCCCGCGCCAAUGGCUAUCCCCACCCUCCUGGGGUCUCGGCCCGCGGCUCCACCAAGAAACCCGGGGGAGCGGUGACCCCGCAGCAACAGCAGCAGCAGCGCCUGGCCAGCCGCUGGCGCAGCGACGACGACGACGAUCCUCCGCUGAGUGGCGACGAUCCCCUGGCCGGGGGCUUCGGCUUCAGCUUCCGCUCCAAGUCCGCCUGGCAGGAGCGCGGCGGCGACGACUGUGGUCGCGGUAGCCGGCGGCAGCGGCGGGGCGCGGCUGGCGGGGGCAGCACCCGGGCGCCCCCUGCAGGCGGCGGCGGUGGUUCGGCGACAGCUGCGGCUGCGGCGGGCGGAACUCAGGUGCGCCCCCGCUCGGUAGAGCUGGGUCUCGAUGAGCGGCGGGGCAAGGGCCGUGCGGCGGACGAGUUGGAGCCCGGAGCCGUCGAGGGCGGUGAGGGUUCCGGGGAUGGUGGCAGCUCGGCAGGCUCAGCCUCGGGCCCUGGCGCAGCGCUGUCGCUGGGCGUCUGCUGCCUCGCGUUGCUGCAGAUAUUCCGCUCCAAGAAGUUCCCGUCGGACAAGCUAGAGCGGCUGUAUCAGCGCUACUUCUUCCGCCUGAACCAGAGCAGCCUCACCAUGCUCAUGGCUGUGCUGGUGCUCGUGUGCCUGGUCAUGCUGGCCUUCCACGCAGUACGGCCCCCUCUCCAGCUGCCCUACCUGGCGGUGCUGGUGGCCGCCGUGGGCGUGAUCCUCAUCAUGGCCGUGCUCUGCAACCGUGCAGCCUUCCACCAAGACCACAUGGGUCUGGCUUGCUAUGCGCUCAUCGCCGUGGUGCUGGCCGUCCAGGUGGUGGGCCUGCUGCUGCCGCAGCCGCGCAGCUCCUCCGAGGGCAUCUGGUGGACCGUGUUCUUCAUCUACACCAUCUACACACUGCUGCCUGUCCGCAUGCGGGCUGCGGUGCUCAGCGGAGUGCUGCUGUCUGCCCUCCACCUGGCCAUCGCCCUGCACACCAACUCCCAGGACCAGUUCUUGCUCAAGCAGCUUGUCUCCAAUGUCCUCAUCUUCUCCUGUACCAACAUCGUGGGCGUCUGCACCCACUAUCCAGCUGAGGUCUCCCAAAGACAGGCCUUCCAGGAGACCCGGGAAUGCAUCCAGGCACGCCUCCACUCACAGCGGGAGAACCAGCAACAGGAGCGGCUCCUGCUGUCUGUCCUUCCCCGUCAUGUUGCCAUGGAGAUGAAAGCAGACAUCAAUGCCAAGCAGGAGGAUAUGAUGUUCCACAAGAUUUACAUCCAGAAACAUGACAACGUGAGCAUCCUUUUUGCUGACAUCGAGGGCUUCACCAGCCUGGCAUCGCAAUGCACCGCCCAGGAGCUGGUCAUGACCCUCAAUGAGCUCUUUGCCCGCUUUGACAAACUGGCUGCGGAGAAUCACUGCUUACGAAUUAAGAUCCUGGGGGAUUGUUACUACUGUGUCUCAGGACUGCCUGAAGCCAGAGCCGACCACGCCCACUGCUGCGUGGAAAUGGGCAUGGACAUGAUCGAGGCCAUCUCGUUGGUCCGGGAGGUGACAGGGGUGAACGUGAACAUGCGCGUGGGGAUUCACAGCGGGAGAGUACACUGCGGUGUCCUUGGUCUGAGGAAGUGGCAGUUCGACGUCUGGUCUAACGAUGUCACUCUGGCCAACCACAUGGAGGCUGGCGGAAAGGCAGGACGCAUCCAUAUCACCAAGGCUACACUCAACUACCUGAACGGGGACUAUGAGGUGGAACCAGGCUGUGGGGGUGAGCGCAACGCCUACCUCAAGGAGCACAGUAUUGAGACCUUCCUCAUCCUGCGCUGCACCCAGAAGCGGAAAGAAGAGAAGGCUAUGAUUGCCAAGAUGAACCGCCAGAGAACGAACUCCAUUGGGCACAACCCGCCGCACUGGGGGGCUGAGCGCCCCUUCUACAACCACCUGGGUGGCAACCAAGUGUCCAAGGAGAUGAAGAGGAUGGGCUUUGAAGACCCGAAGGACAAGAAUGCCCAGGAAAGUGCAAACCCCGAAGAUGAAGUGGACGAGUUUCUGGGCCGGGCCAUUGACGCUAGGAGCAUCGACAGGCUGCGGUCUGAGCAUGUGCGCAAGUUCCUCUUGACCUUCAGGGAGCCUGACUUAGAGAAGAAGUACUCCAAACAGGUGGAUGACCGAUUUGGUGCCUACGUGGCGUGUGCCUCCCUUGUCUUCCUCUUCAUCUGCUUUGUCCAGAUCACCAUAGUACCCCACUCCCUGUUCAUGCUGAGUUUCUACCUGACCUGUUUCCUGCUGCUGACCUUGGUGGUGUUUGUGUCUGUGAUCUACUCCUGCAUAAAGCUCUUCCCUACCCCACUGCAGACUCUCUCCAGGAAGAUUGUGCGGUCCAAGAUGAACAGCACCCUGGUUGGGGUGUUCACCAUCACCCUGGUGUUCCUCUCAGCUUUUGUCAACAUGUUCAUGUGCAACUCCAAGGAUCUAGUGGGCUGCCUGGCAGAGGAGCGCAACAUCACCGAGAACCAGGUCAACGCAUGCCAUGUGGUAGAGUCGGCCUUCAACUACAGCUUGGGUGAUGAGCAGGGCUUUUGUGGCAGCCGUUGGCCCAACUGCAACUUCCCCGAGUACUUCACCUACAGUGUGCUGCUCAGCCUGCUGGCCUGCUCUGUGUUCCUGCAGAUCAGCUGCAUCGGGAAGCUGGUGCUCAUGCUGGCCAUUGAGCUCAUCUAUGUACUUGUCGUUGAGGUGCCCAGUGUCACACUCUUUGACAAUGCUGACCUGCUGGUCACCGCCAAUGCCAUAGACUUCAGCAACAACGGGACCUCCCAGUGCCCUGAGCAUGCGACUAAGGUGGCACUGAAGGUGAUGACGCCCAUCAUCAUCUCAGUCUUUGUGCUGGCCUUGUACCUGCAUGCCCAGCAGGUGGAGUCCACAGCCCGCCUCGACUUCCUCUGGAAACUGCAGGCCACAGAGGAGAAGGAGGAGAUGGAGGAGCUGCAGGCCUAUAACCGGCGGCUGCUGCACAACAUCCUGCCCAAGGACGUAGCUGCCCACUUCCUGGCCCGCGAGCGGCGCAAUGACGAGCUCUACUAUCAGUCCUGUGAGUGCGUGGCCGUCAUGUUUGCCUCCAUUGCCAACUUCUCCGAGUUCUACGUGGAGCUGGAGGCCAAUAAUGAGGGUGUCGAGUGCCUGCGGCUGCUCAACGAAAUCAUUGCCGACUUCGAUGAGAUCAUCAGUGAAGAUCGGUUCAGGCAGCUGGAAAAGAUCAAGACGAUCGGCAGCACCUACAUGGCCGCCUCUGGCCUCAACGACUCCACCUAUGACAAGGUGGGCAAGACACACAUCAAAGCUCUGGCCGACUUUGCCAUGAAGCUGAUGGACCAAAUGAAGUACAUCAAUGAGCACUCCUUCAACAACUUCCAGAUGAAGAUCGGACUCAACAUUGGCCCUGUGGUGGCCGGGGUGAUUGGGGCUCGAAAGCCUCAGUACGACAUCUGGGGCAAUACAGUGAAUGUGGCCAGCCGCAUGGAUAGCACUGGUGUGCCUGACCGCAUCCAG
Molecule: messenger RNA, 4272 nt
Organism: Castor canadensis (American beaver)
Lineage: Eukaryota; Metazoa; Chordata; Mammalia; Rodentia; Castoridae
Source: RefSeq, a predicted model, not a curated record